This is a messenger RNA of Penicillium roqueforti, 591 nucleotides long. RefSeq lists its product as uncharacterized. The coding region runs from base 1 to 591 and encodes 196 amino acids. The transcript has a single exon. Lineage: Eukaryota; Fungi; Ascomycota; Eurotiomycetes; Eurotiales; Aspergillaceae. The record is from RefSeq and is a predicted model, not a curated record.
AUGAACCAAAGGAACGACGCCGUUGACUCGGCCGAUGACUGUCGACACAAGUUCGUUGCCAGAUGUCUCUUCCGAAAACUCGCGCGAGAACAAAAACUCACAAGACGAUGGGCAUCUUUUGAGCAUAGCCCCUUUAAACUUUGGUGCGACGAUUUCCGACCAGGUAAUGUCCUUCUCAACAAGGAAUCGAAAAUUGCUGCAGUUGUGGACUGGAAGUUCACAUAUGCUGCCCCCGUUGAAUUCACCUACGUGCCACCUUGGUGGCUUCUUAUUGAAAAGCCCGAAUACUGGCCCACAGAUGGCGGUCUUGAAGACUGGUGUAGGGAGUAUGAGUGUCGACUUCAGACAUUCCUAAGGGCCCUGAUCAAUCGCGAGGAUAAAGCGAUCAAGAAGUCUCAACUAAAAGAAGACCAGAGACUGUCUGGUCCGAUGCAAGAGAGUUGGGAAAGUGGGGAUUUCUGGAUUGCGUACAUCGCGAGGAACAAUUUUGCAUUCGAUGCUACAUACUGGCAAAAGAUCGACAGUCGAUUUUUCGGACCAACUAGUGUUCUGAUCCCGCCGAUGCAUGGAAGGAAAGACUUGAGCACUUGA